Molecule: messenger RNA, 684 nt
Organism: Racocetra persica
Lineage: Eukaryota; Fungi; Glomeromycota; Glomeromycetes; Diversisporales; Gigasporaceae
Source: the annotation of a GenBank genome assembly
AUGGCUUUGGUUGAGCCAGAAAAAGCGUAUAAUGAAUUAACUAUUCGAAUAAAAGGGAGAGGAGUAGAGAAGAGGGUUAAAAACAAAAAAGAUUACAUUAUCGGCUCACAAAUUAAAUCAAAAAGAUAUUUAGCAAGAAGUGACUUAAUUAUUAUGUCGAAAAUAGAUGCUCGAAAUGGAGCCAUUGGAGUAAUUCCCAAAAACUUAAAUAAUUCUUUGAUUAGUAGCACAUUUUUACUUUUUGAAAUUAAAGAGGAAUUUAGUUAUUUAAGCCCUUAUUUUUUGCAUAUAUUCCCUAAUGAUAAAAUGACAAUAAGAAAAAAAAGUGAUACAAAUUUAAAAAGUGAAAAAAAACUUAUUUCCAAUUGUGAUUAUGGUGCCUGCCGGCAUAACAAUUCGCAAUUUUCUUAUGAAAAAAAAGUUGAAGAAAUGGAAGAAGAGGCUGCUAAAUAUGUAGGAGAACUUUAUGAUGGACUUAAAAUUGUGCCUCCAGGUCAAAAGAAAGCACAAGGGGCAAAAAAAGGCCAGUUCGUGGACUUUGCAUUAGUUGAAUUACAGAAUUAUUUACUCAAACUUUACGAAUCUGAAGAAGUUAGUGAACGAGAAAAGCAAGUGUUUAAGAAAAAAAUAGCACAAAAGUUCUCAAAAAGUUUACUGGCCGCAGAGUUGGAGAAAUUAGAGAAA